AUGGACUGGCCGGAAGACGACGAGUAUAGUUCCAUUUUUCCCAAGAGAUAUUCCAUAUUGAUGACGGAAGAACCCUCGUUGCCAAUUAUAUAUUACCGAUCUCAAAAUCCGUUAUCUAAUCCUUCCCUUCAGAAACGGGGAGGUAGCAGUGGUGGCGAUACUGUGGGAGUAGAGAGAGGUGAAGGAGUGAUUGCCAUGGCUACGACGGGAGCUCAGUAUGCCCUCGCAGCAUCCACCAGAACUAAUAACAGUGGGGGUAGCUCUACGACAGUAGGGGUGGAACCUAAGCCAAGCGUCGUUGUCGUGACUACUUCCAGUUCCAGUGGCAGUGGUAAUGCAGCACAGAGUCAGUCGACAAGAGGCCAGCAGCUCAUCACUGUUGUUACUAGUCCUGAUCCUUCCAGCUCAAAUAAUCUGCAACCUAUCCAGUUAUUGGUUCAGGAUCCACUUGAAACCGCUGCAGAUUCUUCCAACGGCUCAACAGGUACUCCGGCACACGUUACAGCGCAAGUUGUAGUGAACACUACUCAUUCGGGUCAACACACCCUCGUGGAUUCAGACACAGCAUCUACAUCAACUGGUACUAUUGUCAGUGGUUCUCCGCAUUUUAUCACUGUAACAGGCACCGGUGAUUCACCAUCUUACGCGUCCCUCACAACGGCAGUAGUGUCAGGUGAACCAGAGGCAGUGGGGUCCGAGUCAGUUACUCAUCCUACUUAUGUUCAAUAUGUUGAAGGGGAUGGUUCCACAUAUAUACCGGCAAAUGGUCAGAUGACAUAUCCUGUAUAUGCUGUUGGAGAAGCAGGAGCAAUGUACACUCCUGCUUCAAGUCAAUAUUACACACCGGCAUCUACCCCGGUGACCUAUGCACAGGUCACUGGUCAAGGUUCAAAUUCAACAACCGGACAAUUAUUAUCUCAGGGUAACGGCACGUAUCUAAUUCAACAAAGCGUCGUAGAUGGAGAUCCGACUGCACAUACGUUGAUAUCUGCAACUGCACGUGCUAGUCCACAGACAGAAAAUGCGGAAACUGUGGUUAGCGGGGGUGGAGGGGCAUACUUGAUCAGCGGUAAUUCAGGAGGUACUGCUGUCACCGUGGAAGACGCUGCAGCUGCCGCAGCAAACAUGACGCAUGCCACUAGAGUUUCUCAAGCAACAGUUCACUGGUUACUUGAAAAUUAUGAAACAGCGGACGGAGUUUCUCUUCCAAGAUCUACCCUUUAUAAUCAUUAUUUGCGUCAUUGUUCUGAAAACAAAUUGGACCCUGUAAAUGCGGCAAGUUUUGGAAAAUUAAUACGUUCCGUCUUUUUGGGUUUAAGGACUAGGCGGUUAGGCACGAGAGGAAAUUCAAAAUAUCAUUACUAUGGGAUUCGUGUCAAACCUAGUUCUCCUUUAGUAAUGUUAAAUGAAGAUGGAACCCCUCGUCAGCAACAGAGUGCAAAUUCACAAACAAAACGAUUUAAAUUUGUGAAUCAAAAGCAAGAUACUACGUACGAAAAUAAUACACAUUCAAACACAAAUAUUUCUUCAAAUACUUCGCCGCCACAGUAUCAUCAAUACCUUGGUGAAGCGAGUGGCGCUAUUCCUGAAUUUCCCGAGAUAAUAGUGGGGCAUGGUUCAUCCCCCCCAGAAGAUUGCACGUUAGAAGAUAUUGACACAUUCCGUAGCAUAUACAGAGAACAUUGUGAAGCAUUUCUGGAUGCUGUUCUCAAUUUUGAAUUCGCUACUGUAGAAAGUCUUUGGAGAGAGUUUUGGCGUAGUCAGGACAAUAAUAAUGGCGAUGAGUGCGAGGAAGAAAAAUAUUUAUCAAAAACCAAAUUAUAUCAAAUGUGUAAAUGUUCAGAAGUUCAAGAUUUCAUUAGAAAGGUUGAUUACACAUUUUAUCAAAACUUGGUGGAAGUAUUAAUGCCUAAUGUAUUGCGACCUAUACCAAGUUCAUUGACGCAGUCUAUUCGAAAUUUUGCAAAAGGACUAGAAUCAUGGCUGACAUCAGCAAUGGCUGAUUGUCCAGAAGAAAUGACUCAGAUAAAGUUAACCGCUGUAUCUGCAUUUGCUCAGACACUAAGGCGUUACACAUCACUGAAUCACCUUGCUCAAGCAGCACGUGCAGUGCUUCAAAAUUCUAGUCAAAUAAAUCAAAUGUUAGCUGAUUUGAAUCGCGUUGAUUUUCACAAUGUACAAGAACAGGCUUCGUGGGUAUGUCAAUGCGAUUAUGCAAUGGUGCAACGCUUGGAAGCAGACUUUAAAGUAACAUUGCAGCAACAAAAGUCAUUAGAAAAUUGGGCGACUUGGUUAAAAAGUGUCGUGACGCAAGUUCUUAAACCAUUCGAAGAGAAACCUACGUUUGCAAAAGCUGCUCGUCAAUUUUUACUCAAGUGGUCCUUCUAUAGUUCCAUGGUCAUUCGUGAUCUUACCUUAAGAAGUGCAGCUAGUUUUGGGUCUUUUCACCUAAUUCGAUUAUUGUACGAUGAAUAUAUGUUUUACUUGAUCGAGCAUCAAGUAGCUGUUGCUACAGGAACAACUCCAAUAGCUGUAAUGGGAGAUAAAAGUCAAAAUUGCUCUUUAGUCAGUGCAUUUGGUGCUACUUCUAAUGGAGAUACAUCAAACACAAGUCAAUCAAAGCGUAUGAAACUAAGCUAACUGCGUGCCUACGCCCUUUAGUUUGCAAGUAAGCCAGUAGCACCUGAGAAUGGAAUUUUAGCACAAGAGCAUGCCAGGCCUACUAACACACUAGUCCCAUAAAUUAUAAUUUUGUAUAAGACAAGAUCUUGUCGUAUUAUGACUUAACAAAGAAGAUUUUUGCAUAACGCCCAGAAUGUAUACAAUCUAAUAAGUAAGUUUGUGUGAUAUAAUAUGUAGGAAUACGUAAUUGCAGUCUUGCUUUAUACAAGAAAGCAUAUGAUUCAAGUGUAAGGUAUCGCUGGCACGAUGUUUAGUACGUUAAUGUAUCAUCUAGUCGAAACAUCAUUGAAAAAUAUUUGGGACCAUGAAUUUGUCAUGUCCUUAUAGCAUCGAUAUCAAAAGUUUACUUGAGCGAAUAUUUUAUUUCUUCGAGGUUCUACGAAUUCUGAUGUUUAGAAGAAUUCAAAUGCCUUAUUUUAAUAAAACAAAUUGAUUUGUCAACAGGCCAUCCACGAUUCGAAAUUCGCGUUACUUAAUAUUUUACUUUUUAACAAUUAAUACGCUAUAUUUUUAAAGCAUGUUACGCGAAAAUAAAGUCGAGUGAGCUUAAAAUAGGAAAAGUCAGUUUGUGCAAAAGAAAACGUUCGGGGAGAAACAUUAUUUGCGGGAAAAAAUGGUAGUCCUGCAUUCAUAUCGACGGAUUCUAUUUUGCACAAAGUACUCAAUAACAUUUUACUAAAUCCGCCCUGCCGACGGUAUUGUCAAAAAAUUAAAAAAAAUAUUCCUACUGGAGCAGAUGCAAAUUAGGUUAUUAUAAUUAUAUAACAGUACGAGUUUUAGAUAUUUCCAACAUUCAUAUUUUUUAAUGUGAUUUAUUAAUUAUACAUCGAGCUACGUAAGAAAUUCUGUUCUAAGCCGUCUGUUACACUCUAUAUAUAUUCUUUCAGUAUUUUUAAACGAAUAGUACAAAACAACAGUGGAAAAGUAUGGAUGCAGCGAUAUAUAAAGUAAUCGUUUUGAUUUACUGAUAGAAUAUACAGUAUGGCUCUUGCAUUAAAUGUACAUACAUAUACAAAUGGUGUGGCAGAUAGAACAA
Molecule: messenger RNA, 3718 nt
Organism: Colletes gigas
Lineage: Eukaryota; Metazoa; Arthropoda; Insecta; Hymenoptera; Colletidae
Gene: Rfx
Product: DNA-binding protein RFX2
Exons: 17
Coding region: 1-2640 (879 amino acids)
Biological process (GO): regulation of transcription by RNA polymerase II
Molecular function (GO): RNA polymerase II cis-regulatory region sequence-specific DNA binding; DNA-binding transcription factor activity, RNA polymerase II-specific
Source: RefSeq, a predicted model, not a curated record